Messenger RNA from Bursaphelenchus xylophilus (pine wood nematode), 3106 nucleotides. Lineage: Eukaryota; Metazoa; Nematoda; Chromadorea; Rhabditida; Aphelenchoididae. The record is from the annotation of a GenBank genome assembly.
AUGGCUGUUAACGAAUCGGGGCCUAUCAGCUCUGAUUCCUCCUCGGAUGAGUUCGAAGAUGCCCAUGUGUUUGAAGAUCUCGGAUUUGGCGGUAAGUCCAUACAUGUUAUUUUAAUGUAUUCAUGAACCUUCAGAUUUUACAAAACGGUUGAAUUCAAUGAGGAUAAAUGGAACGGGGGUGAGUUGUUUACGUUUCAACUAUUUAAAAUUUAGCCGAACAGCCAAGUUACCUUGGGUUCCUUAAAUUUAUCAAAAAAAGGGCUGCGGAGUGGAGAAAAUCAAAUUCAAAUGCAUCUGGACCAGGGAUUAACGUAUUUGAAUUUUACAUGGAAUACGUCUAUUCGAAUAUUUCACUAUUUUCUUAUAAGAAUACGAAUAUGGCAAAUAUUCGUAUUAGAAAAUCCGACUAUUCGAAUACGAAUACGUGGAGCUAAUUUCUAUCAGAGCCUGCCACUCGAAACUUCCUUCCUGUUUUGGUCAAUAUUCCGUUGAUACUGAAUCAAUUUUUACAAAACAUUGGAUUAUUAACCUCAGAGAUUUUGACUUUGAUUUUUUUGAAAGUUUCGUCUUUUGAUGAAACUUGGCAAAAGUUUAGAUUAAUUUAUUUAACAAGGAAAGUACUUUUAUGGGGGCUCCUACUUUUUGACGGUACAUAUCUCAAAAAAUCUGAAAAAAUGUGCUGAUCAAGGAUAUGUAAAUCAUAGCUGCCCAUUUUAGAUUUUUAGGGGUGAAAACUCGAUCGGAAGUUGACUUAAAGUCCUAUAUGAACCCCUUUUCGCUUAAUUUUUCACAGGUUUAAAAUUUUUAUUUUGGCUUAAAAUGAUGUUUAAUGAGUUUCUAAGACGUAAUAAAUCAGUCUUGGCACAAAAAUUUAUUUUUCCGACCUUCAUCUUCAAAAAAGUUGAUUCGGCCCAAAAGGGAAAUCGAACCCGUGCGGCGUCCUCCCUCUUGAUUCCCAGACUACGGCACUAACCACUCGGCCACACCACUCUCUUCCGAAGGAAGGGACCGACUGCGCUUUUUAUCGUUUCGCAUGCCUGCGCCUUUUGUAGGGAAAUUAAGCCAGUUUUUGGGCAUUUUCACCCUUAAAAACCCAAAAUGGGCAGCUAAGAUUUACAUAUCCUUGAUCAGCACAUUUUUUCUGAUUUUUUGAGGUAUGUCCCGUCAAGAAGUAGGAGCCCCCAUAAAAGUACUUUCCUUGUAAGAAAUAUGUGAAACUCCUAGCUCGCUCUUUGAAAAAACGACGGAAGGUCAAAAUCUGGAAAAAAUAAACCACUUUUUUGCGAAUUUUGGCAUGAAAAGGUUUAUGUAUAUUUCGACAGUGAGGUUCCACAAAAAAUCAAUUUUUUCGAUGAGAAACUGGCAAAGAUACAGCCAAAAAUUGUUUUAACACUGAGCGCACUCCACCUUUAAUAUCUCGGCGAGUUAAGAUUUCCAGGAAUUGAUAUGUAUGUGGCCUAUAGGCGAAGUGUGUGUAAUAUUUAAGGAAAAUCUGAGCGUAGCACUUCAAGUGCGAAUACGCCUGUAUACCAAUUUUUUGAAGGAGUACGAAUACAAGCAGCGUAAAACUGGUCGUAUUCGAAAUCGUAUUUAAAUUUAUUCGAAUACGUUAAUCCCUGAUCUUGACUACAGUGGUGACCGGAAGGGAAAGAGAAACAAAGACAGGGCUGAUAGGGCAACUGUGGAACAAGUUCUCGAUCCAAGAACCCGGCUUAUUCUCUUUCGUUUGGUCCAGCGAGGUUUUUUUGAAUGCAUUGAAGGUUGUGUGAGCACUGGAAAGGAGGCCAAUGUAUAUCAUGCUUUGGACAAAGAAGGAGAAUCACUCGCCGUUAAGAUUUAUAAAACGAGCAUCUUAACAUUCAAAGACCGUGAUCGUUACGUAACUGGAGAGUUUCGAUAUAGGAAUGGUUACAGUAGGCACAAUCCGAGAAAGAUGGUGGCAACGUGGGCUGAAAAAGAAAUGCGAAAUUUACAAAGGAUGCACCAAGCAAGACUCCCUGUUCCGAAGUCACGACUUCUGAAGGUAUUUUUUUUUAUUUUAUUUUUCUGUUUAGUAAGGUUGUUAAGUCGUCAGCUCGACGCGUCAGUCACGUUGUCAAAUUGCCGUCAUUUUCGUCAUGUCAAAUUGUUCUGUCGUUUUCAUUGUUAAACUCGCUUUUGAAAGCUUCGUAUAUGAGCCAAAAUGACGCCAAUUUGACAUCAAGUUGACGUCAGAUUUAUAAAAUUGCCGCCAAGUUUACAACCCUACUGUUUAGAGUCAUGUCUUGGUUAUGGAUUUUAUUGGAUCUGACGGAUGGCCAGCCCCUCUACUGAAACAUGCAAACAUUGAUGUAAAGCUGGCGAACAAACUUUAUAUGGAUUGUGUUCGUUACAUGAAAAUUCUCUACAAUCAAUGUAAAUUGGUCCAUGCUGGUAAGACUGACUUAGUAAGCGUUAAACACAAAGUUAAAUUUCAGAUUUGAGUGAGUACAACAUAUUAUUCCAUGAAAACUCUUUGGUCAUUAUUGAUGUCUCUCAAUCGGUGGAACACGACCAUCCUCAUUCCUUGCAAUUCUUGCGGUCUGAUAUAACUAAUAUAACGCGCUUCUUCCAUGAGAAGGGAGCCGCCGUUCUCACUCCUCAGAAACUGUUCGAGCUGAUCGUUGAUCCAUCUUAUGAAUCCGACAAAGCUACAGAAAAGAUGUUGGAGACAGAAAGGGUGGAGUUCCUGGAGGAUAGCCAAUAUCUUUUCUUAAAUGCCUUCAUUCCUCACAAACUGGAUAGUAUCGUUGAUUUUGAGAGAGAUCAUGAAAUGGAGAAGGAUGGAACAGAACUAAAUAAUCCCUUCCAAAAGAUCAUUGCAAAAACAGUACAAUUAAAUGACGGGGAUGAUUCUAAUACGGAAACGGAGCAUGAAGUUGUAGGGAAGGAAGGAUACAUAGAAGACGAUGAAGAAAAGGUUGACUUUGCCCACAAACAUCAAAAGUAUGUACGAAUCAAGGGAGAAACCACGGAGGAGAAGAGAAUCAGAAAGAAGGCUGUUCAGGAGGAAAAGAAGGAGAAAAGAGCGGUGAAGAUACCCAAACAUGUGAAGAAACGGAAGGAGAAGAUGCGCAUUCAUCGUUAA